AUGAUUUCCGCAUCACCUACUAUUGUCUUCGGCAACUUCAGUCUUGGUGGCAGUCGCUGUGUUGCUGGACAGACCAGCAACAGUUGCACAAGCUAUUACUGCCAUUAUCGCACUGUGAUGCAGACCAACAGCCUGUCUGAUGCCAGUGUCACAGCUCAGCUUCAUGUCUACAGUUCCAGAGAUGACACGCCUCUCUCUGAUGAUACAGUUGUCUUCACUGUUGCAUGUAGCUAUUUUCCCCUCAACAAGCCUGUUCUUUUGGAGGCCAUUCAUGUUUAUCUGUAUUCCAGUAACCCAAUGCAGGAUGGGUAUGACGACUUUCUGCCCAACAUUCCAACUUAUAUUAUGGGCCUGGGCAUCAUUCGCUUGAUCAGAGACAUUACGGCCCUCAAUAACAACAAGCAUACAAUGCUGGAGGUCACUGAGCAUGUCUGUGAUGAGAAGAAGACAUCUACUUUUGAGUAA
Phanerochaete carnosa HHB-10118-sp is the source of this 465-nucleotide messenger RNA. RefSeq lists its product as uncharacterized. NCBI's taxonomy places the organism in Eukaryota, Fungi, Basidiomycota, Agaricomycetes, Polyporales, Phanerochaetaceae. Bases 1 to 465 code for a protein of 154 amino acids. The record is from RefSeq and is a predicted model, not a curated record. The transcript has a single exon.